Meloidogyne enterolobii is the source of this 2235-nucleotide messenger RNA. The record is from the annotation of a GenBank genome assembly. NCBI's taxonomy places the organism in Eukaryota, Metazoa, Nematoda, Chromadorea, Rhabditida, Meloidogynidae.
AUGAAAGAAAUAAAUAUAUUAAUUAAUUAUUUAAUAUUUUUCAUAAUAUUUUUAAUUGAAAUUAUAAAAUCAGAAUCUCCUCCAAAAUGGGAAUGGGAACCUCCAGCAAUUAUAGAAAUGCCAGAAGAUUCUUCUGUUGAUUUACACUGUCCAGUAAGAGGAAGGCCAUCCCCAAUAAUUCGUUGGUCUUUUAAUUCAAUUCCUUUUUAUGAAUUGUCUGAUGAUUAUAAUAAUAGAAGAAUUCAAUUAAAUGAAGGUCGGUUAUUAAGAAUUAAUUCUUUAAAAAGAGAUUUGGAUACUGGCUUAUAUCAAUGUAAUGCAACAAAUAUUGGAGGCUAUUUGGAUUCUUCUACUUAUUUAAAUGUUUUGGCAUUCGCUCCUCGUUUUCGUCAUAGUAACCAAAGAGUUUGGAAAGUAUUGCGUGAUUCUAGUGUUGAUUUAAAUUGUGAUGUAGAGGCUGCCCCAAUAGCGGAGGUUCAAUGGGUUGAUGCAAAUGAUACAAAUAUUUUGCCUGUUCCGGGAAAAUUGGAGAUAUUUCCAAAUUUUACCCUUCGUUUGCAUUCAUUGAGUAGUUCAGAUGAUGGUUUUUAUUAUUGUAAUGUUAGCAAUAAAUAUGGGUUAAAUCGAGCUUUGAAUAGAUUGGAAGUUUUUACACCAACAUUUUUUGCUGAAAUACCCCAACCUUCAAGAAUUACUUUAGAUGCAAAUUCCCCAAACUCAAAUCAUUUAGAAUUACGUUGUAAAGCAAUUGCUGAUAAUCGUUUAAGUAUUGAUUAUAUUUGGACAAAAAAUGGAAGUCCAAUUAAAAAUGAAGAAAAUAAUAAAAUAAUUAUAGAAGAAGAUGGGACUUCAAUUCUUCGUUUAUUCCAUUUAAGUGGCCACCAUACUGGACAUUUAGAGUGUUCAGCUGUUACUGAGGUUGAUGUUAAAUCUGCAGCGAUAGAUCUGUUUGUUAGAGAUGUCCCAGAAAGGCCAGAAUUAAUGCGUGUAGAUUGCUCUUCUGGAAGGCAUGCCUUACUUGUUUGGAAACGGCCUUCAAUAAAUAUUUUAAAUAAUGAACUACCUUUAACUGCAUUUAUUGUGGAAGCAAAAACUGACCAAAAUUCAGAAAAUUGGGAAAAAGUUUUCGAAGAAUAUUUGGGAGGAGAAGAAGAAACGGCUACUGGACCUAGAAUAUUACACAAAACAGCAAUUCCUUUAAGACCUUGGGCUAAUUACACAUUUCGAUUGUUUGCCGUUAAUGCUCACGGGUCUAGCCAACCUUCUCAACCUAUGCCCUCUUCUCCAUUAGAAUGCUCCUCUCCACUGGAUGUUCCUUUUCAAAAUCCUUUGGCUGUAACAGCAGCUGGAACUGAGCCAGAUAAUUUAAUUAUUAGUUGGCAGCCAUUACCGCGUGAUCGGUGGAAUGCUCCUGGAUUACGUUAUUUAGUGAGAUAUAGAAGAUUAGAUACAAAAGAUGGAGACUGGAAUGAAUUUCUUGUAGAGGAUCCUUUUGCUAAUCAAACAAUAAUUCGAGAACAACCAACAUUUCGCCCUUAUCAAGUUCAAAUUCGAGCAAUUAAUUCUUUGGGGUUUUCUGCAUUAGAACCUCCAAUUGUUGAAGGAUGGUCGGGAGAAGAUGUUCCAACAGAAUCACCUAAAAAUCUUCGCUUAGCAGAGCAUCACAAUUAUUCUUUUGUUACGUUAGAAUGGGAACCUAUAGAAAAUAGCUCAAUUAGAGGUCAUUUUCGAGGAUAUAGAAUUGAUUAUUGGAUGAAUAUUCACCCAAUAAUUGUACAUUCUCUCUAUUCAACAUCAAAUAGCCAAUUAAUUGGAGGUUUAGAAGCAUUACAAUAUUAUACAGCUAAAGUACAUUUAUUGAAUAACCGAUUUGAAAGCAAACCUUCAAAUCUUUUGGAAUUUAAAACAAUUGAAGGAAUUCCUUCAAAAGUUCACAAUUUACGUGUUCAUUCAGUUGGUUCUCGUUCAGUUCUUGUUACAUGGCAACCACCUUUACAUCCAAAUGGAAAUUUGAGAGGAUAUUUUAUUACAUUCCAAAACGGACUUACUGAUCACAUUGAAGAAACCUAUGUUUUGCAUCGUCAACAAUUUUAUUUACACGAACAAUUAAAGCCAAACACUCCUUAUAGAAUUUCUGUUUGGGCAGAAACUGGCGGAGGGGAAGGACCUCGUCUUUGGAGGAAUACAAAAACUUGGCCUUUUCGAAGUUUGAAAAUUAAAAAAAAAUUUAAAUAA